AUGAACCAAAUUGCUUUGCGAAAAACACGAGCAUUCUUUUUUGUUUUUAUAAUUUGCAUAAUAUUCAUAAUAUAUGUGUCAAAACGAAAUGUGGAGACUGACGUAGUGUAUUCCAGCCAAAUUUAUCGUCAUGUUAAUCACCACGAAUCAAAUAUAUCCUCUGAGGAUAUUCAGAUAGUCAUAGUGAUAGAAGCUACAACGUAUUUAGAUACAUACAAACAUGCUUUAGACACCGUCAAAUGCUAUAGCGCCAUUCAUGGAUACAAGUUGCAGAUUGUGCCCGACAAUAUAUACCAAGGCAACUGCACCCACAAAGACAAAUUUUUUCGAAGGCACUGUGUAGUAGCUCACCUAUUAGAGAAUGCUGAGUAUACGCUCUUCUUAGACGCUGAUAUCGGCGUAGUUAAUCCUAGGAAGAAGAUACAGGAUUUCAUAUGCAAAGAUGUUGAAAUAGUCUUCUAUGAUCGGUUUUACAAUCAAGAAGUCAUGGCAGGCUCAUAUCUGGUGAAAAAUAGUGACUGGUCUUUUAACUUUCUAAAAGGAUUUGCUGACUAUGAGUUCCGAUUGCCAAAAAGUUUCCAUGGAACAGAUAAUGGUGCUUUACACGCUUAUCUAGCCGAAGUAAUCCUACCAGGAAGAUCAUACGAAUACUAUUUAUGUAUGGAACUUUACAAAAUAUCAAAGGAUUAUGCAGACUUAUUUGCUUAUGAAGCAUGCAUACGAUCUGUAUUGGGAAGCCAUGAGAGCUUUGGACCAAUCAAAAUCCUGGAAAAGGGUACGGCUUGGACGAGAGACAACUGGCUAACCAACAGUAAAUGGAAUCCUCAUAGUGACUUCAUGAUCCACGGUUGGAAACUCAAUCAACUAAUGGAUUUGAGUAAAGAGCAUAUGCCUCUUAGCAUACAAGAAAAGUCGAGAAGUACAUGGUUCAAUCCACUACAGGGAUCUAUACAAUUGAAUUUGUGCACUUCAAGCAAUUUGACCUGGUCAUAUAAUCCUAGGCUUCUAGCAACUACGGACGAAAUAGAAGACAAGCUGACCAUGUUCCGGCGCAGUGUUGAUAUGGACAAAUACAAACAUCAGAAUAAGGACUUGACUGGUAUGCCUAAGAUUGGUAGAGAAAAACUCGUUUGUCUUUCAAUAAUUUGCAUAAUAGUGUUCUAUUACUUCUCAUUACCAAAAUCGAUUUCUGAAAGAGCAUAUCUAAACCAAAUUUAUCGCUAUGCUAAUCAUAAGGAAUCAAAUGUAUCCUCUGAGGAUAUUCAGAUAGUCAUGGUCGUAGAGGCUAAAACAGAUUUAAAAAUAUACAAAUAUGCUUUGGACACUGUCAAGUGUUAUUGCGCCAUUCAUGGAUACAAGUUGGAAAUAGUUCCCGACAACAUGUUCGAAAACAACUGCACCCACAAAGACAAAUUCUUUCGAAGACACUGCGUAGUAGCUCAUCUCCUGAAGAAUGCUGAGUACACCUUAUUCUUAGACGCAGAUGUCGGCGUAGUUAAUCCUAGGAAGAAGAUACAGGAAUUCAUAGAUGAUCAAAGCCAUAUAAUCCAUUAUGACAGAUUCUUCAACCAUGAAAUCAGUGCAGGAGGAUACAUAGCAAAGAAUUCUCGAUGGACAUACAAGUACUUGACAGAGUUCGCCAAUUGGGAGUCGAAACUACCCAAUAGCUUUCAUGGCACGGAUAAUGGAGCUUUGCAUAUAUAUAUAGCACAGACGGUUUUCCCUCAACGAGAGUAUGAAUAUCAUCAUUGUGUGAGACUAUAUAAUCGUUCACGGAAUUUUGAAGACCUCUCUGUUUAUGAGGCUUGCAUCAGAUCAGUUCUUGGAGCACAAGAAAACUUUGGAAACAUCAAAAUUCUAGAAAAAGGUACAGGUUGGGCUCGAGACAAUUGGUUGACCAAUAGUAAGUGGAAUCCUGAGCGAGAUUUCAUGAUACAUGGUUGGAAGACUAAUCAGCUUGUCAAAUUAGGCAGAGCUUCACUACCAAUCUCAAUGGAUGCGAAACAUAGAAACACAUGGUUCAAUCCGCUAGACGGAAAGAUUGAACUGGAACUAUGCGCACCUGGAAACUUGACUUGGAAUUACGAUGAUCGUUUGAUAUCUUCGAGAGACAACAUCGAGGACAAGUUAACUCUCAUUCGUCGCCAAGUUGACGCGGAAAAAAUUCAACGGUUAGCUUCAAUAGCAGGAAGACUGGGCAUUGAAUAG
Messenger RNA from Auanema sp. JU1783, 2208 nucleotides. Lineage: Eukaryota; Metazoa; Nematoda; Chromadorea; Rhabditida; Rhabditidae. The record is from the annotation of a GenBank genome assembly.